This is a messenger RNA of Torulaspora globosa, 1677 nucleotides long. Its product is annotated as KilA-N domain-containing protein. The transcript has a single exon. Gene Ontology annotation, biological process: positive regulation of transcription by RNA polymerase II. NCBI's taxonomy places the organism in Eukaryota, Fungi, Ascomycota, Saccharomycetes, Saccharomycetales, Saccharomycetaceae. Gene Ontology annotation, cellular component: nucleus. The record is from RefSeq and is a predicted model, not a curated record. The coding region runs from base 1 to 1677 and encodes 558 amino acids. Gene Ontology annotation, molecular function: sequence-specific DNA binding; DNA-binding transcription factor activity.
AUGGAAAUCGCACCAUCGAAUGGCAGCAGUAGCGAGAGCGACUCUAGCGGGCUGCUAACAGGGUUUGAAAAUCGAACGUCGAACGGAAAAGUUUUGAAUUCUCGGCUUAUGACAAACGCUGGGGUACCGGAUCCUGUGGUCGCAUACAAGCAAUGGCAGUACCCCGGGUAUGGCGGGACGCAGCACGACGUUAGCAGAGAUGCUGCUGCCGCACAGCCGGUGUGGUAUUACUAUCCACCUUUGCAAACGGGUCCUGUCGCCAACGGGUAUCAGCAACAACCGUACUAUUACUGCAAUGCUGCUGCUUCGCAGCAGCAGCCGCAGCCGCAGCCGCAGUCACUGCCGCAAUUGCAGCAGGGCUCUUCGCAGUAUCCAAGACCUAAGGUCUAUCAGUUUCCUGGGUUCCAGGAGCCACAUCAACAACAGCAUCAAUCACAGCAACCACAUGUGCAACAGGGGCCCAUUGCGAGCCCGAACUUGAGUUCCACUCAGCAGCAGUUUCCCCUGCGACAGUUCACUCCCUCACCGGCACCUUACCAGGUGAGCAACGCGAGUAUGGCACCGUUAGGCUAUCCGCCACCGCAGCCUGGCUAUGACCCGACAGCGCAGCUUCUAUCACCGCCUAACGCACCGGCUAGUCUGGCGAGGAGACCCGGAGCGCCUCUGAAGCAGGCGGGCCGCAGGCCCGUCAAACAGAGAGAUCCGUUGGAGUUACCGCAAGAGUCACGAAUGCAGUCUUACGACGUUACGGCGUCUAGUGGUCAGAUGACGAGACCGCGGGUCACCACUACCAUGUGGGAGGACGAAAAGACCCUGUGCUAUCAGGUGGAAGCCAACGGCGUUUCUGUGGUACGCAGGGCGGACAACGAUAUGAUCAAUGGUACGAAGCUGUUAAACGUUGCAAAAAUAACACGCGGCAGAAGGGACGGAAUACUGAAAGCUGAAAGGAUCAGACACGUUGUCAAGAUAGGUUCCAUGCAUUUGAAAGGUGUUUGGAUUCCUUUCGAACGCGCCCAAGCCAUGGCUGAACGUGAAAAAAUUGUAGAUUAUCUAUACCCAUUGUUUGUCAAAGACAUCGAAAGCGUUCUGAAGCAACCUUCUUCCGAUAUGCCAGAACCUCUGCCCCCGCCAAUGAUCCCGCCGCAGCCAGCUGCCAUGAUGUUGCCGCCGCAACAGAACCGUCAAGAGGAAGAUCUGACAAACCCACAACCUCAGCUUUCAUAUGACCUAGCGCCAGCGUGGUACGGUAACCUGUCGAAUAGACCCCAUACAUCGCCACAAUCUUAUAGAAACACGCUAUCCUACGGACAAUACCAAAACAUAGCGUCAUCUUCCACCACACCUCCAUCAUUUCCAGCUCCUGCUCCCCUGCAACCGGCAUUUCAUCAACCGCUGCCUCCGACUGGGUAUCAAUCGGAUUUCGCUUUAAGUAAUAGAACGCAUGAUAGAGGAUCUGCUACAUCAAUCUCCACCUCGAGCUCGAAUGCGAGCGGUCCAUCGGCCUUAUCAUCAGAUCCGACUACGAACCCACAGUCGAGCCGGCGAGAGACAAAGGCAGACGGUCAUACCCCAAAGAACACUACCCCUGGCAAAUUACUAACUGGCAUUCAACCACCACAACCGAAUGUUGAUGGUUCUGAAGACAAAAUUCAAGAUGACAAACCAAAAGAUGUCUGA